CAAGAGAAGCUAAACCUAAUCAUCAAUUGAUGUCUUGGUUAAACUAUUUCACUGAAGAGCUUUCUAGCGUUCCUUUAGGCCCUCCUUCAAUGAAAUAUUGAGAUGAGCUCAAACUAGGAGUUGGCUUUGAUUUCAAGAUGCCCUCUUCUUUCUUCAAAGAAAAUUUCAUUUCUCCAGAAAAAGAUGUCACUUUAAGACAUAUUAUAAAAGGAGAAAAAUUGAUGGUUGCCGAAGAGACUGAGAGCCCGAAGAAAGAAUCAAGCAAGAACUCUUCCCCUAGCUCUCAUAGAACCUCAGAUGCUAGUGAAAAGACUUCGAGCAAACUCGAAAAUUUAGAGGGUACUUCUGGUUUUCUUAGCCCAGUAAGAUUAAUAACAAAGUUCCCUAAAGAUGCUACCGAGCCAAAUAAUUCACCUGAAAGAAAAACAGUCAUGAAGGAUGAAGCUAAGACUAGCCUUAGAGAAGGUACUCUCAGGUCCAAAUAUUAUAAGAAAGUUAGCCCGCCCAAGAACAACAAAUCAGUAAAUGCACAGAGAGAGGAUGUAAUAUUUAAGAUCUUGCUGAGGUCUGUAAAGAGGUUCUAUUGCCAAGAAUGCUGAAACAACAAUAACCUUAUCUAUACUCAAGGAAAAGAGGAAGAAGAGCCUAUCUUUAUUAAAAUUGAUGAAAUCUGAAAGCAAAGAUUUACAAAGUACUUCUCUGAAGAAGAAAUCUCUCGGUCUCAUCCAUUGACGAUACUGCAUGAUCCAAAAUUUUCAGUUUACUCUAAUAAAUCACUUUAUUUUGAGUUGAAACUGAUGAUUGCUUGAUUAGCUGUGAGACUGAUCAUGAAGAAGUAUGUCAGUAAGUGAAGCCUCAAAAGAAUACAUACCAAGUAUUAUGACUUGAUUUCAAAGUUCUCAAGAAGCCGGCUAACCAGCAUUCUUAAGGUGAAAUCCUUUCAGAUAAUUUUUGAAGAAUUCUUUACUUCAGAAGAAUUUAGAAUAAUGCUGGAGACUGAUGAAUCUCUAUCGAAAAAUAAAGAAAUCUAUGAGGAGAAAUCAGAGAGGCUAAUCCAGAUUCUUAAAAGAUCAUAA
Messenger RNA from Moneuplotes crassus, 1076 nucleotides. NCBI's taxonomy places the organism in Eukaryota, Ciliophora, Spirotrichea, Euplotida, Euplotidae. The record is from the annotation of a GenBank genome assembly.